UCUUGAUAUAGCUAGCCAAUUAAGCUUUUUCUUGCAACUAGUGUCAAUGGCUGUGCCUAGGCCAUCAAAUUUUAUUAGUUUUCGGAUGAUUAUAGGUCUCUUGAUGGUGGUACCAGGGAUGGUAAUUCACCAAACUGAAGCAGCUCGAGCCUUCUUUGUGUUUGGUGAUUCACUUGUUGAUAGUGGCAACAACAACUAUCUAGCAACAACUGCUCGAGCUGAUUCUCCCCCUUACGGGAUCGAUUUUCCGACUCAUCGCGCCACCGGACGUUUCUCAAAUGGCCUCAACAUCCCAGACCUUAUCAGCGAGAGUAUUGGCGCAUCGGAACCACCAUUGCCGUACCUGAGCCCGGAUCUAAGAGGACGAAGACUACUUGUUGGAGCCAACUUUGCUUCUGCUGGAAUUGGGAUUCUCAAUGACACUGGAAUUCAAUUUCUAAACAUAAUCAGAAUGUAUAGACAAUUGGAGUACUUCCAGGAAUACCAGCAACGAGUCCGCGCUCUCAUCGGUGCUCAACAAACUACGCGUCUACUCGGCCAAGCACUCACCCUCAUCACUGUUGGUGGGAAUGAUUUUGUUAACAACUACUAUUUGGUACCUUACUCUGCAAGGUCACGCCAAUUCGCUCUGCCAGAUUAUGUCAAGUUCCUCAUCUCGGAGUACCAAAAGCUGUUGAUGAGUCUAUACAAACUGGGAGCGCAAAGGGUUCUGGUGACGGGGACUGGACCGAUGGGUUGUGUUCCGGCUGAAUUGGCUAUGAGAGGAACAAAUGGUGGAUGCUCAGCUGAACUUCAGAGAGCUGCAUCCUUGUUCAAUCCACAACUUGUUCAAAUGCUUAGAAAACUCAACAGAAAAUUAGGCAGAAAUGUCUUUAUUGGGGCAAAUACGGAGCGAAUGCAUACGGAUUUUGUCAGCAAUCCUACAGCAUUUGGGUUUGUUACAUCAAAGAUUGCUUGCUGUGGACAAGGACCAAACAAUGGACUUGGACUGUGUACUGUGGCAUCAAAUUUAUGCCCAAAUAGAAACAUAUAUGCAUUCUGGGAUCCAUUUCAUCCGUCUGAGAAGGCAAACAGAUUGAUUGUUCAACAGAUCAUGAGUGGCUCUACCAAAUACAUGUACCCCAUGAAUCUCAGUACCAUAAUGGCCUUGGAUUCCAUGACUACAUGAUUGAUCAUCAACUUCAAUCUCAUACUAUAAUAUUUUCCCUAUUUUUCAUCAAAUAAUUAAUGUAAUACACUUGAUGGUGUUUUGCUUUGUUUGUUUGUUAUUAUGAGAAGUUGCAAUUAUU
This is a messenger RNA of Tripterygium wilfordii, 1289 nucleotides long. Its product is annotated as GDSL esterase/lipase At5g18430-like. The record is from RefSeq and is a predicted model, not a curated record. Gene Ontology annotation, molecular function: hydrolase activity, acting on ester bonds. The transcript has 5 exons. Bases 47 to 1168 code for a protein of 373 amino acids. NCBI's taxonomy places the organism in Eukaryota, Viridiplantae, Streptophyta, Magnoliopsida, Celastrales, Celastraceae.